This is a messenger RNA of Aspergillus versicolor CBS 583.65, 393 nucleotides long. RefSeq lists its product as uncharacterized. Bases 1 to 393 code for a protein of 130 amino acids. The record is from RefSeq and is a predicted model, not a curated record. Gene Ontology annotation, cellular component: extracellular region. NCBI's taxonomy places the organism in Eukaryota, Fungi, Ascomycota, Eurotiomycetes, Eurotiales, Aspergillaceae. The transcript has a single exon.
AUGCACUUCCUAACCCCCAUCGCCCUCGCCCUCGGCGCCAUAACCACCGCCACCGCAAAAGACAUCAACUGCGGCGGCAGUUUCUACUGCACCCUCCCCCCCGCCCCCGGAAUCAGCAACGCCUUGAUCAAGGAAAUCCAGAACCACGUGGAGGGCCGCGAUGAUGGCGAGGAGUUCGGCGAGCACGAGUACAUCGACUGCGUGGAUAAGUUCUGUGCCUUUUUCGAGGAGAUCGGAGACGGCGAGAAGAAGACCAUGUUUGAUGCUAAGUGGGGGCUGCAGGCUUUGAUUGAUCAUGGCUGUAAUACUUGUGGUGGUGUGCCGAUUAACCCGGAUAGUCAUGAUGUUGGAGAGGGGAAGCUUAAGGUUGAUUAUGUUAGUGAUGCGCCGUGA